AUGAGUUUCGUGUACAUUUCGAUCUGUAAAUGUAGGCUGAACACGCACUGAACUUUAAUCUACUCCUACUGUAGAAAUUACAAGCCCAAAGGUUAUUGUACCGUGUCCUUAUAUGCUUGCGUUGAUGCAAUCAUGUGAGGAAAGAAGGUGGCCAAAAAGGUGACAUUCUAAGAGUCCUGUCGGUACUCUAUCUAUAUUGACGGUGAAAUCGGGUGGGAGCUGUACAGCGAGAAAUCAUUUUCGCCAGUAAGAAGAGAAGGAUCGGGAUCCGAACAUGGCUGGAACUAAAGAACCUGUCCGGUGUUGGACCGGGGAGAUGUCAUCCCUCCUAGCCGAGGCUCCGGCACAUGUUGCCAAAACUUGCUACGAGUACGAUAAAACCAUCACGAGCUUUUUCUUUACCAAGAAGUGUAUUGAGCAGACCAAGAAUUUCAAACUCCGAUCAGAUGACGUGUUCAUUAUCACUUAUCCAAAGACAGGAACCACGUGGGCUCAACAAAUCAUGAUGCUGGUGCAAGUUGAAGCAGAUCUGUCCUUCUUCGAAGGGAAGCAUAUCUCCAAGUUGGUUCCAUUCUUGGAAUACCCUGAUCUACCGGAUUCUGGGGUGUACAAGACGGUGGCAGAGAUAAACACCGCACCAACAUGGGUUGAAGCUGCAGACGCAAUGCCAACCGAUACACCCAGAAUACUGAAAACACACGUGGUCCAAAGAUGGCUUCCUGAGGGACUCAAAGAAGACCCCCAGGCCAAGGUUGUGUACGUGGCUAGGAACCCGAAGGAUACGGCUGUUUCUUACUACCACUUCUGCCUGCUGGUCACAGAUCUUCCAAACUACACGUCGUGGGACGAGUUCUUUGAAGAGUUUAUUGCCGAUAGAGUUCCUGGCGGUUCGUGGUUUGACCACACCCUGUCCUGGUGGAAGCUCAGGAAUCAUUCGAAUGUUCUGUUUCUUACCUAUGAAGACAUGAAACAGGACUCAAGGAAAGCCGUAGUUCGGAUCGCCGAGUUCAUGGGAAAAUCUUUAUCAGACGACAUCAUUGACCGUAUCGUCGAUGCGUCAAGUUUCAAAUUCAUGAAGAAGAAUAAAAGCACCAACCCCGACGCCGCCUACGAGAACGAAAUGGACAACAAAAACAAUAAAUCAUUCAUGCGGAAAGGGGUGGUCGGAGAUUGGAAGAAUCACUUCUCAGAAGAUCAGAAUCGUCGAUUUGAUGAACUCUACCAAGAAAAGAUGGCAGGAUCUGGACUCGAAUUAAGAUUUGAAUAAUCACGAUCAGAGAUGGUGAUCCCGGGAAGCCCUUGUCAGGAAACUGUAAAGGAAAACUAAUGCCAAAGGGGGUAGCAGAUAAGGCUAAAUGUGACAGCAUGCCUUACGUUCUAAAAGGCCAACUAGAAGGCAAAAUUCCACUUAUCAUGAAUGGCAAAUCAAUUGCGACGCGCUCUCGCUUAACCUACUUUAUAUACUUAAAAUAUAUACUAUGAUGUUAUGACAAGAAAACACGGUACCUGAUCAUGAAUUCAUACUAACAUCAGUUAAAUCAUUCUGUUUGAAUUCAUUAUUGCGCUUUGAUUCACACAUUGGCAAGGCAUUAAAAACUACAUUUGUCACUCUCCAUCCAGGUGAAGUAAAUGGGUACCCGGUAGGAAAAUAUUCCUUGGAUGCUUUAGCGCCUUACUAUGGCAGCUCAGCUACAGCCGUGGUAAUAAUAUUAUGAUACUUUGGA
Molecule: messenger RNA, 1724 nt
Organism: Strongylocentrotus purpuratus (purple sea urchin)
Lineage: Eukaryota; Metazoa; Echinodermata; Echinoidea; Camarodonta; Strongylocentrotidae
Product: sulfotransferase 1C2-like
Exons: 7
Coding region: 275-1267 (330 amino acids)
Biological process (GO): sulfation
Cellular component (GO): cytoplasm
Molecular function (GO): sulfotransferase activity
Source: RefSeq, a predicted model, not a curated record